GUCAUUUUCUCUCUCCCUCCCCUCACUGCCUUCCUUUCUCUCUUUUCUUUUCGCGGGUUCAGCACCGGCUGCCCAGUCACUUAGCCCCCGCUCUUUUUCCUGCUCCGGGGAAGCUGGUAGCGAUGGGACGUCUCGGUUUCAGCACCACGGAGAGCGCCCGACUUUUGCUGUUCACUGUGUUUGGUGUGCUGGCGCUGUCCGUGGUGCUGGCUGAGCAGGAAGGUGAAAACCUGUCCGGUCUCUCCAACAACCCAGACAAAGCCAUCUUCGCGGUUCGAGAGAACGGCACAACAUGUCUCAUGGUGGAGUUCGCUGUAAAAUUCCUCGUGCCAUAUGACGUGCUUGCACUCAACGGGAUAGACCUGAUCACCGAGCAGGCGUCGUUCACUCUCCCCCGUGGCGCAGAAAUCGAGGGGAAAUGUGGGAGCACAGAGUCAGAGAUCCACAUAACCUGGAAGAACAACGCCUACAUCCUCCGCAUCUACUUUUCCAAGGAAUUCCGUGACAAGGGCAUCGAGGUGUGGAAGAUUAGCAAGGUUCAGUUCGUCUACGACACCUCGGAGACAUCGCAUUUCAUCAACGCAUACAACCGUGAGUCUCAGACUCAGCAAUUUCCAUCGCGCAACUUCCCCUCAUUCAUUUCCCACAUCACCGUUUCCAUGUAUGACAUCCAGAUCCAGCCCUUUGACAUCGCAUCUGACUUCAUGUUCAGUGAACCCUACAAAUGCAUCACAGACCAGCGGGAGCGCCUGGAGGAGACCCUCCCCCUUAUCUUGGGCCUCAUUCUGGGCCUAAUAAUCGUCAUCAUCCUCACAAUCUACCACUUUCACCUCAAGCUGACAGCGGCUCAGCCCCAGCUCCCCAGAGAUCGCUCCAUGUACAAGAACAUGUAGUGAACCGGCACAGCAGCGGCUCCCCUCGGCUCUCUCCGAAGCUAACCUGAUGACAGACUUUGUCUCCUUGUUGUUCCAGGCCUCUAAUACCACAGAGAAUCGUGACCCCCGCACUGGGCUGAAUCCUCGAUUGAUAAAUGUGUAGCAUGUACUGCCCACAAGAACUUUUGAAAAGCUGAAACAUAAAUUAAUGGGACAGUUUGGGGAGGGGGGAGCUGUCAUGGAUUUAGCUGGGAGUGUAAACCCACCAAAAUAAACAAUAAUUUCACCGGCUACUGAAUUAAAUCUUGGUCUAGAAUCUGCUUAGAGUUUUAAUUAAAAUAAGAAAAAAA
Molecule: messenger RNA, 1225 nt
Organism: Pundamilia nyererei
Lineage: Eukaryota; Metazoa; Chordata; Actinopteri; Cichliformes; Cichlidae
Gene: lamp5
Product: lysosomal associated membrane protein family member 5
Exons: 6
Coding region: 123-893 (256 amino acids)
Biological process (GO): establishment of protein localization to organelle
Cellular component (GO): late endosome membrane; lysosomal membrane; plasma membrane
Source: RefSeq, a predicted model, not a curated record